Messenger RNA from Uranotaenia lowii, 697 nucleotides. RefSeq lists its product as uncharacterized. Lineage: Eukaryota; Metazoa; Arthropoda; Insecta; Diptera; Culicidae. The transcript has 3 exons. The coding region runs from base 14 to 697 and encodes 227 amino acids. The record is from RefSeq and is a predicted model, not a curated record.
CCGGAGAGAAAACAUGGAACCAGUACCAUCAGUUAGUUCUCCUGCACCGCCACCACUGAUAUUGUGCUAUUUCUUUCGUAUUUGCGGAUCCAGCGAUCCUUCCUCUGGUGAUUCCGGAUCUUCGUCCUUCUUUGACAAUUUCGCUGCAACUUGGCAGGAGCAACUGGACGCAUACGCCAACUUUCCCACCAGAAUAGAUCGAUUGCAGAGUGACUUCGAUGCUGUCUUGGCUUCACUCAAAGAUGCCAACAUUGAUCCGGUCUAUCAAGCAGCCCUAGACGAGAUAGCUCGAAAGUUGAAACAACUUACCGAAGCGAUGAAACACGACUUCGAGAGCGGUUUGGUUUGGGUGCCUUCCAAUGCGAAAUUGUUCAUAAAAGAUGCUUUUGAAUCUUACUAUUCAUCUAGAGACAGCUUCAUGCAGCUAGCGAAUGCAUUAAAAAACAGUGGAAGUGAGGCAAAAAAGCUUUGCGCUAUGGAUUUUAUUGAUUCAAUAAUCACAAAUGAACUGAGUACUUUAGAAACAGCGACCAACAUUAUGCCUAGCCUAAUACUUCUCCAUGGUUCCAUUUAUAAUCAGUUCAAAAACGUUCUAGAUCUGACGACAGCAGCAAUCAUUCGUGGAGUAACCAUGCAGGUCGAGACGUCGAAGUUCGAUACCUCAGCUUACUUACCAAGCGAUAUUAUCGUGCUAUAG